Cicer arietinum (chickpea) is the source of this 1083-nucleotide messenger RNA. RefSeq names its product abscisic acid receptor PYL4-like. Gene Ontology annotation, biological process: abscisic acid-activated signaling pathway. Lineage: Eukaryota; Viridiplantae; Streptophyta; Magnoliopsida; Fabales; Fabaceae. The record is from RefSeq and is a predicted model, not a curated record. Gene Ontology annotation, molecular function: abscisic acid binding; protein phosphatase inhibitor activity; signaling receptor activity. Gene Ontology annotation, cellular component: cytoplasm; nucleus.
UCCACUUGCAAAUCCAUGCGUAAGCUCCUUCGUGGCUUUGCGAGAAAAUCAAUAACAACAACCUUCUAUAACUAAAUCUUCAUCCCUUCUCUACGGAAAAAGAACAAAUUUAACACCAAAACUAUAUUGCAACUUGUACUACAAAAAUAUUAACACCUUAGCCUCUUUCACUUCAUAUUAUAUAUAAUUUUCUUCAUAAUCUUCAAAUCAUAAACACGCAUGCUCUCACAUUCAUAAUAUUGCUUAGAGAAAGCACAUAGUAGAGAUAUUUUCAUUCUUUUUUUUUUAAUUAUUUAUAAAUAAAAAAAUGCCUUCUUCUCUUCAGCUUGAGAGAUUCAAUCCUACAAUCGCCAACGGUGUAAACUGUCCUAGACAGUCUCAAACACAACCACCGAACGGAGGAAGCAUCGUUCUAGAAAGCUUAGCUCUUCACCACGCGCAUAUGGUGGGACCCAACCAGUGUUGCUCCGUGGUGACACAAGUGAUCGAAGCUCCCGUCUCCGCCGUGUGGGCGGUGGUUCGACGAUUCGAUAAUCCACAGGGUUAUAAGAACUUCGUGAAGAGUUGCCACGUCAUCACUGGGGACGGUAAUAACGUGGGCACAGUACGCGAGGUUCGUGUGGUUUCCGGGCUUCCAGCCGAGUCGAGUAGAGAGCGGCUGGAGAUCUUAGACGAGGAGCGCCACGUCAUCAGCUUCAGCGUGGUUGGUGGGGACCACCGUUUGAGAAACUAUCGUUCCGUUACAACGCUUCAUUCUCUAAACGGAAACGGGACACUUGUGAUUGAAUCAUUCGUCGUUGAUGUACCGCAAGGUAACACGAAGGAAGAGACAUGCGUUUUUGUUGACACAAUCGUACGUUGUAAUUUGCAGUCGUUGGGUCAGAUCGCUGAGAACACGAUCAGAAAUUGAAACCAAACCUCCUUUUCGUUUUCAUUUUUUUGAAUAAUUUGUUUUUUUUCUUUUUCUUUUCGAUUGUACAUCAUCGUGACUUAGAUGCCAGCCUGGAUUGGGAUUUAAUGGAUCAGUAGGGUUUUUUGGGACUGCAAAUAUAAUUUGAAUAUAUAUAUUCAUAUUUAUUAGUU